Messenger RNA from Daphnia pulex (common water flea), 744 nucleotides. RefSeq lists its product as uncharacterized. The record is from RefSeq and is a predicted model, not a curated record. Lineage: Eukaryota; Metazoa; Arthropoda; Branchiopoda; Diplostraca; Daphniidae. The transcript has 3 exons. The coding region runs from base 118 to 618 and encodes 166 amino acids.
UCAUUUGACUGAAGAGUGAAGGUAGGCUAUUUAGGGGCGUACUUUUCUCUCUUUCGAUUCAGUGUGUGUUCAACGUUCAGAAGUAUCACAUUCCUAGUUUCUCUCUCAAAAGGAAAAAUGUCGGCAACUAAAGUGAUGAUGGUAUUUGUACUGGUGCUGGCUGUCACUAUGGCAGCAGACGCUGGCAGUAAGAAGACCAAUUCAAGCAAAGUGCAGCCCGUUGGUUCGUUGGUGGCCAAAGCCAGUCUGUCUCCUGUGAACGCGACUGUUAAUGGAACUGUCAAUGCAAAUGUCAACGCUACUGUCAACGCGACUGAAUCGAUGAAAUCUACAGAGAAGGUUCAAGUGACGAAGCGGAGUCUUGGCAUCGACAAGAGUGAAGGCAAAAGCCAAUUGAUGUCGGCUUGGUGGAGGAUUCCAACAGCUUUGUGGAACUUUAUCAGCCAGGUAUUCAUCGAUCCCCUCGUGGCAGUAUUGCGUCAAGUGUUGUCCAUUUUCGGGAUCGACACCGACCAAAUGAUGAACUUCCCAACGCAGAUGCAAUCACAAACGCCCAUGGAUUUCGUCUCCCAGCUAAUGCCUCAAUUCACAACUCCCGUUAAUCCUACGUUCGCGUAAUUUGUCAUUAAUAAUUAAAAAUAUUUCAUCAGUGAUUUUUAUUCAGUGCAAUCUGCAGUAUAAUGUGUGUGCAUGGUCUGGUCUUGUAAGUGUAAAUUAAUAUACGACGAUAUUUUUUUACCCCAA